AUGUCAACCGCGUACGACUAUAUCGUUGUCGGCGGGGGCCUGACAGGCUCGGUCGUCGCAAGUCGACUAAUACAACACGAUGCGAGCCUGAAGAUUGUUGUCAUUGAAGCCGGUGGAGAUACAUUGGACCGGGAGGAUAUCAUGAUGCAGGACAUGGGGAACUCUCUCCAUCUGAUAGGUGGGGAUUUGGAUUGGAAGAUUUUAUCGGUCCCCCAAAAGCACGCAGACGGCCGCACAUUGGUCUUACCUCAAGGAAAGGGGCUUGGAGGUGGAACGACUAUCAAUGGAGGCGGAUGGAUUCGUGGAGACAGAAUGGACUACGACGCGUGGGCCGCAGAAGUCGGCGACCAUAGAUGGAGUUACGAUGGACAGCUGCCAUUUAUGAAGAAGAGUGAGAAGCACACCAACGCCACCGUGAACCCUGAUCAGCACGGCUAUGAGGGCCCUGUUGUCAUCCAAACGCCAUCAUCAUCCGGACGGGCUUACCCGCUGCGGGAAAAGGUUUUAGAGUCAUGGUCUCAGCUUGGCGUCAAGGCGUUGCCUCAUCUUGAUGGCAAUGCAGGAAGUCAACUGGGUGUAGCAGAGGUGAAUGAGAACAGAAACCAAGGGAGACGUCAGGUAGCUGCAGCUGUUUACUCACUCGAUGGCGUAAUUGUCAUGACAGAAAGCCUGGUUGAAAAGGUGAUCCUGGAGAGGCAAGAGGACGGCUCAAUUGUCGCAGCAGGUGUAAAGCUUGCAGACGAGAGUGAACUGCGCAGCCAGCAGGUCAUUCUCGCCGCUGGCGCGUUGCGAACUCCACAAAUUCUUAUGCUCUCAGGAAUUGGCGCACCGGAGGAGUUGAGUAAUCAUUCCAUCCAGACACUCGUCGAGUCGCCCGAAGUAGGCAAAAACUUGGCAGAUCAUACCCUGCUAUUCACGGCCUGGAAAUUGAAGAACCCUGAUGACGGAUGGGCAGUUGGAUCCAAGAAUGCGCUAUUCACCCAACCUCAGUAUGCCUUGGGUUUGCCUAUGGACUUUGUGGUCACGACAGAUGUGCCCAAGGAGGGUCUCGCCGUUGCAAUUGAGGUCGACGAGGGCGUUAAGCCCGAUGCAUCAAGCCAUGCGUUAUUGAAACAAGCAAGACCAUUCUCAGAGUCAUUCAUGGUUUAUGCAGGGGCCCCUGACGGGUCAGCGGUCGCGAUAGGUGUCAUUGAUCUCCAUCCGACCACGCGUGGCGCGAUUACGCUCGACCCAUCGAACGUACGUGGCACGCCGCUGGUUGACACGAAUUACCUUGGGACCGAGGUUGACCGAUACGUUCAUCGGGAAAUGCUGCGUAAAGUCAUUGAUUUUGCCGCCAGCGACAAAACCACCAUAGGGAGAGAUAUCCUAGAAGGAGAGAUGGUCCCCCCAGGCGUAGAACCAUUGUCUGUCGGGAUUUCAGAUGCGGCCCUUGAUGGGAGGGCACGCUCCACCGUUGGUACUUCCUAUCAUUUCCAUGGAACCGCUGCUAUGGGCAAAGUUGUCGACACAGACUUAAAAGUCAAAGGUGUAAGGGGGCUUCGAGUUGUGGAUGCGUCAGUCAUUCCGGUGAACUUGGCCACGCACUUGCAGGUCCCUCUGUACGCUCUGGCAGAACAGGCAGCUGCAAUCAUAACUCAGGAGAGAGAUUCGGAUUCCUAA
Messenger RNA from Neoarthrinium moseri, 1662 nucleotides. RefSeq lists its product as uncharacterized. The coding region runs from base 1 to 1662 and encodes 553 amino acids. Gene Ontology annotation, molecular function: oxidoreductase activity, acting on CH-OH group of donors; flavin adenine dinucleotide binding. The transcript is spliced from 5 exons. NCBI's taxonomy places the organism in Eukaryota, Fungi, Ascomycota, Sordariomycetes, Amphisphaeriales, Apiosporaceae. The record is from RefSeq and is a predicted model, not a curated record.